This is a messenger RNA of Pleuronectes platessa (European plaice), 3868 nucleotides long. RefSeq names its product transcription factor 7-like 1-B. The transcript is spliced from 7 exons. Gene Ontology annotation, cellular component: beta-catenin-TCF complex. Bases 2534 to 3679 code for a protein of 381 amino acids. The record is from RefSeq and is a predicted model, not a curated record. Gene Ontology annotation, molecular function: DNA-binding transcription factor activity, RNA polymerase II-specific; RNA polymerase II cis-regulatory region sequence-specific DNA binding. Gene Ontology annotation, biological process: regulation of transcription by RNA polymerase II; canonical Wnt signaling pathway. NCBI's taxonomy places the organism in Eukaryota, Metazoa, Chordata, Actinopteri, Pleuronectiformes, Pleuronectidae.
UCACACAAGCUACAGCACAGGUAUGAGGGAAAAGAGGCGUUAAUCUGUAGCCGAAUUAAAAAUUAACAUCAGGCAGACCUAACACAUACAUAUUAAGUAGAAAUAUUUCUUUUAUUUUGUCGUUUUUGGGGUGAGAUUUUGAAAAUUAGACGCUUUGUAAAUAGAGUCUGGUCUUAAGGAAAACGUUUCUUAAUUGUGUAAAUCCCCUAUGUAACCAUUACAAAAUACCGAGGUUUUGCUGACAGUGAGUGACAUUGCUGUUAACAUAUUAAAUGAUGAGUCAGAUCACAGCACAGUCAAGCAUGAAAAUCUCAUCGCAGACUAACACAACAUGUUGGGAUCAGGCUUGAACAAGUUGUGACUCAGACAGUGUUGUCCUGAAGACUCAAUGUGUGAUGAUGCAGAGAUUUAAGAAGAAAGAUGCAGAGAUUUCAGAGGGACAAUAUUUCAUCUAAAAUCUCAGCAUCAUCUCACAUUAAAGGUGCAGUGUGUAAUAUUUAGAUGAGAGGCAUCUAUUGGCAGAACAUGAAUAUAAAAUAAUUUCACACAUCUGUAGUGGAUCAUCUCUCUCUUUAUAUUUCGAUAGAAUAAGCCUUAUACAUUUUUGAUAUCUUCCCCAUACCCACCUUGGAUCGACAUAUUGCUACAGACAUUUAUGUUUACAUCUUCUUCUUCUGGCUUGUAUUGGCGGUUGGCAAAGAAUGAUUUGGGUCAUUACUGCCACAAGCUGGUCUAAAAACCAAUAAUAACUGUACCCGUACAAAAUUUUGACGAAGAAAUGGGACUGGGAGGUUGUUAAGAAAGGUCUGUAGGAAGUUUAUGAACAGAAAAGUUGUUGAAUGGAGGAAAAUACUUACCAAUUAACAACAGAAAAACCAAGGGACAUUCAAAUUCAACUCGAAGCCUAAAUGUCCUCUGACAUCUUCCUACAAGGCGUAUUCACGGCCCCUCGGACACAACAUCGUGAGGCUAUGGCUGCUAGCUAAGCCACUUCCUGUUGACUUUUAGGCUUAAAGGAUGGAAAACUACUGAGAGACAAAGUGUAUCUGACACUUAAGUGUUGAACAGCUUGCUGACCCUGAUGCAUCAACUCCAAUGAAAGAAAAAGCUUUUCAUAUCCAACUUUGUUAGCAAUGGAGUGUCCACUGGAACACAGUCAAGUCAAUGCAUUGAAAAAUUGUCAUGUUGCUUCUCUAAUGUUUUAUUAUCAACAAAAAAUUGUCUUUCUUCCAUUCUUCAUUACUUUCUCUCCUUUCUGACUGCCAUUUUACCAUAUCUAUAAAAAAGUUGUAAAGGCUUUAGUAUUAUAAUAUUAUUUGUUUGUUUUUACAGCUUGUAUCUGCAAGUGAUUACUUACAUACAAAGUCACCAUUCAAACAUGUACGUAAGAUAUUGAAUGGUUGAAAACUGGGAUUUUAGCUUCAGAAGACCUUGAUCCAGAUGACCCAAGAGGAUGAGGAUUGGUGCCCUACUCACCUGCACCAUUCACAUCAGAAUUUCAGAAAUUCGUGCAGAAACUAGUCAGGAGAUGUCUGGAUAAAGUAGUUUUUUUUUGUCUUUCUUGUGGAAUCCAAACCCUGUAUGUCAUACUCAUAUUAGCAAAUCAAAUAAAAAUUUAAAAUAUUACAGAGUAUUGCAAAUGCUUUCAACAGGACUACUAUCCUUGCAGCUGAGGAUUUUGAAUGAUCCGGAUGGGAGAUCACUAUUCGUCCCUGAAAGCAAAGCUGAAAAAAGGGGAAAUAUUUCACCUUUGCAAGUGUCUAAGAUAUCAAAGAUUCCUUUGAUGCAAUUGAUUACUCACAGACUUUGAACAGUGACUGUCACUGUUGAAAGUUGUUAACAAGUACAUAAGAUAUUGAAUGGUUGAAAAACUGGGAUUUUAACUGGGAUGACCCAAGAAGAUGAGGAUUGGUGCCCUACUCACCUGCACCAUUCACAUCAGAAUUCGUGCAGACAUUAGUCAGGAGAUGUUUGGGUAAAGUAGUUUCUUUUUGUCUUUCUUGUGGAAUCCAAACACUGUAUGUCAUACUCAUAUUAGCAAAACAAAUACAAAUUUAAAUUAUUACAUUAAUUAGUAUUGCAACUGCUUUCAACAGGACCACUAUCCUUGCAGCUGAGGAUUUUGAAUGAUCCGGAUGGGAGAUCACUAUUCGUCCCUGAAAAGCAAAGCUGAAUCAUGGUGCCACUCAGGCACACCAACCUGUGUGAAAAUAUAUAUACAAAAUAAAUAGAUCAUCUUUUUAUAGAUAAUUUAUUAUUGCACUUUUCCUUUCAGUGUAAACCCAAUUGAACAAAUAUUAAUGUAUGUCACCAUGCCGGCAGUGCCUUUGAAUAGUGAGUAACUGAGUGUUGAGCAUUGAAGUCGCUUUGUUCUUGUGUGAUUAACUUCAAAGGCUUUAUAUCAUAGGCAUGUUCUAAGGAUAUAUUGCAAACAAUUUAGAUUUUGGCUUAUUUCUUUACCUAUGCAAAUCAGGGACACAUGUUCAGAGCGAGCCUCAACAUUCUGGCUUAAUUUUCAUUUGCAAGUAACGCGAUGGACCAAAACGCAAAGAUUGUUCAGUGUAGAGAGUGCAUGAGGGUCUGCAGCUGCGGCAACUCUGGUUUUGACUUGUUAUUGCGAGCUUUGGAAUCACUUAGUACAGACUCUUCUCUUCUUCAUGAUAAUACCCCUGCUGAGGAAGAGUGUGGUCCCCAGAAGCCUCAGACAGAAAGCCACAUGCUUCUGGGAGCAGCACCGCUCAAACUGAAGCAGCCAGUCAUUUUUGCGCCUGGAUUUCUUACUGCAAAAACCAACCCUCCUCUUCUUGAUUGGUAUGAUGCCCCAGCUAAGGAAAAACGUGGUCCCCAGCAGCCUUGGAUAGAGUGCCACAUGCUUCUGGGAGCAGCACCGCUCAAACUGAAGCAGCCAGUCAUUUUUGGGCCUGGAUUUCUUACUGCAAAAACCAACCCUCCUCUUCUUGAUUGGUAUGAUGCCCCAGCUCAGGAAAAAUGUGUCCCCCAGCAGCCUUGGACAGAGUGCCACAUGCCUCUGGGAGCAUCACUUCUCAGCCUGCAGCAGCCAGUCAGGCCUGCACCUGGGCCGGCUCUUCCAAUGUACCAGCCACCAAGUGCCUUUCAGCCGAACAACUUCCAGGCAGCUUCUUUCAUCCACAGCCAGGUCAACAACAGGCCAAUUGUGAGUCGCCCUCACGGCCUGCAUGGGACAAACCUGGUUCCUGUUGGAUUCAUAAAUGGACAGAUCGUUUAUGGGGCUGCACCCUGUUCAGCUCCUCCUGUCGCUCCUCCUGUCGCUCCUCCCGUUGCACCUCCUGUCACUUCUACUGUCGCGUCUACUGUCCCUGCAGUUAACGCCCUUGGAUCAAGACAGAAAAGGUGUUCCACACAGCCACACGACGAGAGGAGGCCCUAUGUCAAGAAGCCCCCAAACGCUUUCAUGCUAUUCCUCAUGGAACAGAGGUCAAAUGUUGUAGUAGAGAUCAAGAACUCAGACUGUGCGGCUGUCAACAAACAUAUUGGAUACAAAUGGAAGUCGCUUUCCAAAGAUGAGCAGGCAAAAUAUUAUGAAGAUGCAAAGAGGUUGAAGCGCCUCCACUCUCAGGCCUUCCCUGAUUGGUCAGCCAGUGACAAUUACGCCAAAAGGAUGAAAAGGAUACGGAGGAAGCGUCCAUAUAUGAUUUAGGAUCCUGAAAUUUGAACUCUCCAGGGAGCGAGAAUCUGAAGACUUCGUGCAAAGCACCCCUGUAUUACCAUUUGUCCAAUAAAUGGUUCAAUCACGACAAAGUGUUCCUGACUGGCACACUGUCUCCACACAUGCUUGUUGGUUAAGCAACCGUCAAAUAAACAAAUGAGGCUCUGUUAACUAGUUAAA